CCCGGGGCUUCUGCGCUAGGGCAACUGGGGCUGGAGGGGGUCUCCGAGUUGUUCUUUGGCGGCGGAAGCUACGGGCCGCGCCUCCCAGGCCGCGCCCUUCCCAGUGACCAGCUUCUGCGCUUUUUAAGGUCAGGUUUUCGUGCCGCAGAGCGGGCCGGGAUCGUCCCUCUGCGAGGUGGUGUAGCCUCUGGGAUCCGAGCCGAGAAACGGGACGCUCGAGUCCCUUUGCAGUCUUCACGUAGGAAACGGUGCUAGGCAAACGGGGCGAGUGGGUGUUUUGUAAAUUUAAGGACUCAGCUUUCCCGGACUGGGAGGUUUUCAAGUCAUGUAGCCUGGGAAAAAAGUGUAUUGUCCCCUUGCUGGGCAGGCGAAGACGCGAUAUUGGCCCAGGGGCACUUUUUACUUUUUUUUUUUUUUUUUUUUUUGGUCUUUAAAAAUGGUAGAACAACAAGCCAGGAAAUUAACAUCUUUGGGGAUAAUAUAAUGCAUUUAAUUGUCUCAUGUGAGUAGACUGAAGUGGCCUUUUUUGAUCUUGCAUGCAUAAAACAUGUCCCUAUUAAAGCAUCAGUCAGCCUAAGACAUUCUAGAAACUAACAGUUCAUUUUGACAGCUUUUGUUGAUAGUGUCUUCAGGAGGUAAAAUCUUUAAAAGGGAAUCAUUAUAGAGAUAUUUCCUAUGUUGCAAUUUCUAAGGAUCCAAAUUUGUGUGAGAAAUGAUCAAUUAAGAUGUUGAUUGUCUCUUACUGGCAUCAGGAAAGAAACAGUAGCCAAAGAAUUGUGUGCCCAUUGAAUUGUCUCUGAGGGGACUGAAAGGAGUUAACUGCUAUGGGGUGGUGGGAUAAGAAGGUUUAUACUCUUUUCUUUGGAGGAAAAAAGUUUACACUUAUUUGCUAAAUGUCAUGUCUCCUGCACAGAGGUAGGUAGGGGUGAAUGGCAUAAUCGGGCAGUCGGUCAGAGUUGGCACUUUAUGGCACCUAGCCAAGUGCCUUUAAGAUAAGCAGGCCAUAAAUACAGGUGCUUCCCAAACUGACUUUGAAUGACCUGUGGUUUUCUAGGAAGGGAGGGGGAAAGAGGGCAGGUAGGGGUUCUGUACUUGACGCUGCUGUUUCUGUGUCACCCUUCAGCCACGGGUGCUGGGAGCGCGACCUGGUGACCUGGGGCUUAUCACAGCACCACAUAGGAGAGAGAAAACAGAGUCAGCUUCAGAGUCUUUCCUUCUUAGGCUACAAUGCAGGAAGAAUGCAGUGAGACAGUAAAAAUGAGCAAAGCAAGGCUGAAAAGUGAAUUUAUCAGUCCACCUGUGUGGAGCACUGGCUGUAAACCAGGCGCACUGGCUGCUGUGAGGCUCAGAUGUGCUGCAGCUCACUGCAUCUGUGCUGAGGCAGGAGGCCUUGCUGGGGAGAUUGAAGUUGGGCUCCAGGAUGAGUAGGAGAUGUGUAAACUAAGCAGCCAUGAGAGAGGGGAGGGGGGAGAAUGGGGAGUAUUCCCACCCCAGGGAAUGGUGUGUGCUGAGACCAGAGGAGAGGAGAGCCUGAAAGUUGGAAGAAAGACAGGUUCAGUAUGACCUGAGAGGAGGAUGGAGAAUGGCACCAGGGGAGGCCAGCAGAAUGAAGAUAUUCAAAUGUUGUUUUAAACAUACCCUACAGCAGAAAGUUUUCAUCCUGUUUUUAACCCUAUGGCUGUUCUCCUUGUUAAAGCUUCUAAAUGUGAGACGACUCUUUCCACAAAGAGACAUUUACUUGGUUGAGUACUCGCUGAGUACGUCACCUUUUGUAAGAAACAGAUACACUCAUGUUAAGGAUGAAGUCAGGUAUGAAGUUAACUGUUCGGGUAUCUAUGAACAGGAGCCUUUGGAAAUUGGCAAGAGUCUGGAAAUAAGAAGAAGAGACAUCAUUGACUUGGAGGAUGAUGAUGUUGUGGCAAUGACCAGUGAUUGUGACAUUUAUCAGACCCUAAGAGGUUAUGCUCAAAAACUCGUUUCAAAGGAGGAGAAAAGCUUCCCAGUAGCCUAUUCUCUGGUUGUCCACAAAGAUGCAAUUAUGGUUGAAAGGCUUAUUCACGCUAUAUACAACCAGCACAAUAUUUACUGCAUCCAUUAUGAUCGUAAGGCACCUGAUACCUUCAAAGUUGCCAUGAACAAUUUAGCUAAGUGCUUCUCCAAUAUUUUCAUUGCUUCCAAAUUAGAGGCUGUGGAAUAUGCCCACAUUUCCAGACUCCAAGCUGAUUUAAAUUGCUUGUCAGACCUUCUGAAGUCUUCGGUCCAAUGGAAAUACGUUAUCAACCUCUGUGGGCAAGAUUUUCCCCUGAAGUCAAAUUUUGAAUUAGUGUCAGAGUUGAAAAAACUCAAUGGAGCAAAUAUGUUGGAGACAGUGAAACCCCCUAACAGUAAAUUGGAAAGAUUCACUUACCAUCAUGAACUCAAACGGGUGCCUUAUGAAUAUGUGAAGCUACCAAUACGGACAAACAUCUCCAAGGAAGCACCCCCCCAUGACAUUCAGAUAUUUGUUGGCAGUGCUUAUUUUGUUUUAAGUCAAGCAUUUGUCAAAUAUAUCUUCAAUAACUCCAUCAUUCAAGACUUUUUUGCCUGGUCUAAGGACACAUACUCUCCUGAUGAGCACUUUUGGGCUACCCUGAUUCGGGUUCCAGGAAUACCUGGGGAGAUUUCCAGAUCAGCCCAGGAUGUGUCUGAUCUGCAGAGUAAGACCCGCCUUGUCAAGUGGAAUUACUAUGAAGGCUUUUUGUAUCCUAGUUGUACCGGAUCUCACCUUCGAAGCGUGUGUAUUUAUGGAGCUGCAGAAUUAAGGUGGCUUAUCAAAGAUGGACAUUGGUUUGCUAAUAAAUUUGAUUCUAAGGUGGACCCUAUCUUGAUUAAAUGCUUGGCAGAAAAGCUAGAGGAACAACAGAGAGACUGGAUCACUUUGUCCUCAGAAAAGUUAUUUAUGGAUAGAAAUCUCACAACCACAUCACGAUAGUAAAAUCAGGAUGGAAAUAAGAGGGUACCUGAUAAAUGGAGUCAGUAUGGAAUUGAAUACCAUACUAUGCCCAAUACGUACUGUUUAAACUCAGUUGUCCCAGACUUUAAAAGAUGUCCAGAAUUCCUUGCACAAGGGAAAGUGAUCAUCAAAGUAGCCUUUGAUGAUACUAUCUGCAGUUGGUUAGGUUUUUUUAAUGUUUGUUUUUGCUUGUAAUCUCGCUGAGCUAAAAUCAGAGAUCUUAAACAGUCAGUCAGUCAUCAAAUAUUAUUGAGCACCUAGGCACUUUUUUAGAGACUGUGGCUUAUCCUCAUCAUAGCAACCUUGAUAUCUUUAAGUUCUCCACAUAACAGGAUUCUACUGAAGAAACUUUUGAAGUAUGUGGUAAUCAUCUGAUCAUGUAAACCACCAUCUCAGAGUAGUGUUAAGUACUGUGACCAACACUCCACUUGCCUCUUAACUCAGCUUCCAAGACAUUUCUUAACCAUUAGAGCAGAGGAGGAAAGACUCACUACCUCAGAAAAGUCUGAAAGAAUAGUCCAAUUUCCUGCUUGUCAAAGCAUAAUCUGCCUUUUGGUGCAUUACUUGGUCAAUUCAGGGUUGAGGAGACUGUUGAGGGGGGCAUGUAUAGGUGUAUGAAAGUUAAGGAAGGGGGUGAGGAUAUGGGUUGGGACAGGUAGUGCCUAACAAGGAAUGAAGAGUUUUAUACAACAUUUUUUAUCAUGUUACACAACAGUAUCAUGAAUGGCCUCCUUUUUAAUUCAACUGUUUCUUUAAAAUUCAUUUACCGAAUAAAAAUAAGAACUGACUAAUAGCUCCAAAUGUCACACACCAGAGCAUUAAGCCUAAGUCUUCAACUCGUAAGUUACCAUCCUAGGUAAGUUUCUUUACAAUGGAAUACUCCCUAUGGAAUUAUCAUAAUUUUGUUUUACAGAGCUAUCAAGCUAAGAGUCACUAAACUUUCUUGAAAAGGUUGUGUGAAAUAUGACAGCUUUCUAAAUUAAUUCUUAUAGUCCUUCAAAAUUUUUUCAUCUCUAGCAGCUGUCCAGCUGGAAUCCAGAUAUAAAGUGAUAAAAGCUGUAUGUCUCUUGCAGUCUUUCUCAGCUCAGUUCCAUAGAAGAAAAAAGCUAAUUUUCCUAAGGACACAGCAAGAGUAUUUAUUAAGGAUAUUUUCUAAAAUGCACAUUUGAGAAAGCCACCAAAUGAGUCAUAUAUAUAUAUAGAAAACAGAACCACUGUUUGGCUAUCUUUCCUGAACAUUAUGUGUGUGUGUGUGUAUAUAUGUGUGUGUGUGUAUAUAUG
Cebus imitator (Panamanian white-faced capuchin) is the source of this 4273-nucleotide messenger RNA. It is a transcript of the gene GCNT4, whose product is annotated as glucosaminyl (N-acetyl) transferase 4. Gene Ontology annotation, cellular component: membrane. The transcript is spliced from 2 exons. The record is from RefSeq and is a predicted model, not a curated record. Lineage: Eukaryota; Metazoa; Chordata; Mammalia; Primates; Cebidae. Gene Ontology annotation, molecular function: acetylglucosaminyltransferase activity. Bases 1583 to 2971 code for a protein of 462 amino acids.